AGCGGACAGAGCAGAGCUGUCAGUGGAGCAGCCCAGUGGUAUCGACAGGCAGGGAAAGCCCUUAGACAGUAAGUACAGUGUCUCCGGUGAAGACCGCCGCUCCGCUCUCUGCUGGCUCUACUGUGAGGGCUGCGCCUCUACACGGAUUGAAAACACUUCAACACAGCGACACUGAGCUGUAGCAUUGAUUUGUUUCUAGGGGGGACAUGGCUGAUGUAAGUUCAAACGAGUCGUCCGGCGGGGACGUGGCGAACAGGUUUGCUCGCAAAGGUGCUUUGAGGCAAAAAAACGUCCACGAGGUCAAGAACCAUAAAUUCAUAGCCAGGUUCUUCAAGCAGCCGACUUUCUGCAGCCACUGCACCGACUUCAUCUGGGGGUUUGGAAAACAAGGAUUCCAGUGCCAAGUUUGCUGUUUUGUGGUCCACAAGAGGUGCCAUGAAUUAGUCACAUUCUGCUGCCCAGGGGCAGAUAAGGGGCCCGACACAGAUGAUCCCAGAACGAAGCACAAGUUCAAGAUCCACACCUAUGGGAGCCCCACCUUCUGCGACCACUGUGGCUCUCUGCUGUAUGGCCUCAUCCACCAGGGCAUGAAGUGCGACUCCUGCGAUAUGAACGUCCACAAGCAGUGUGUUAUGAACGUGCCCAGCCUGUGUGGAACCGAUCACACUGAAAGGAGGGGGCGUGUUUACCUCAAGUGUGAGGUCACUGCGGAUAAGCUGCAGGUCACAGUGGGUGAAGGCAAAAAUCUGAUCCCCAUGGACCCCAAUGGCCUGUCUGAUCCGUAUGUCAAGCUCAAGCUCAUACCAGACCCCAAAAAUGAGACCAAGCAGAAGACCAAAACCAUCCGCUCCAACCUCAACCCCAAAUGGAACGAGACCUUCAAUUUCAAGCUGAAGCCUUCAGAUAAGGACCGCAGGCUGUCAGUGGAGGUGUGGGACUGGGACCGGACCACUAGGAAUGACUUCAUGGGGGCCCUGUCCUUUGGCGUAUCAGAGCUCAUGAAGGCUCCAGUCUGUGGCUGGUAUAAGUUAUUGUGCCAGGAGGAGGGGGAGUACUACAAUGUUCCCAUCUCUGAGGAGGAUGACGGGAAUGAGGAACUGAGGCAGAAAUUUGAGGAUUGCCAAAUUAACUUUAGUCUAAAGAAAGCCAAGCUAGGCCCAGGUAAGAAGGUGAUCACCGAGACGGACGACAGCCACUCCAGCCAGCAGACUCAAAACAGCCUGGACCAGGUCAAACUCAGCGACUUCAGCUUCCUGGCUGUGCUGGGGAAAGGGAGCUUUGGCAAGGUCAUGUUGGCAGAGAUGAAGGGUACUGAAGAGCUGUACGCAAUAAAGAUCCUGAAGAAGGACGUGGUGAUUCAGGACGAUGAUGUGGAAUGUACCAUGGUGGAGAAGAGAGUCCUGGCCCAACAGGACAAGCCGCCCUUCCUCACAUACCUCCAUUCGUGCUUCCAGACUGUGGACCGUCUGUACUUUGUCAUGGAGUAUGUGAACGGGGGAGACCUCAUGUAUCAUAUUCAACAAGUGGGCAAGUUCAAGGAACCUCAGGCAGUGUUCUAUGCAGCAGAGAUCGCUGUUGGUCUCUUCUUCCUGCACCUUAAAGGAGUCAUCUACAGGGAUCUGAAGUUGGACAACGUGAUGCUGGACUGUGAGGGACACAUUAAGAUUGCUGACUUCGGCAUGUGUAAAGAGAACAUGAUAGAAGGAGUGACCACGCGCACCUUCUGCGGCACCCCAGACUACAUAGCCCCGGAGAUCAUUGCAUAUCAACCAUAUGGACGUUCUGUAGACUGGUGGGCAUAUGGAGUUCUGCUCUACGAAAUGCUGGCAGGACAGCCUCCAUUCGAUGGCGAGGAUGAAGAUGAAUUGUUCCAGUCUAUUAUGGAGCACAACGUGUCCUACCCCAAGUCCAUGUCCAAAGAAGCGGUCUCCAUCUGCAAAGGGCUGAUGACCAAGCAUCCAUCCAAGCGUCUGGGCUGUGGCACUGAGGGAGAGAGGGACAUCAGAGAACACGCCUUCUUCAGACGUAUUGAUUGGGAACGCCUCCAGAACAGGGAGAUACAGCCGCCCUUCAAGCCCAAAGUGGGCUCCAGUUCCUCUAAUAAGUGUGGCAAAGGAGCAGAGAACUUUGACAAGUUCUUUACACGAACCCAGCCCCAGCUCACACCGCCAGAUGAGCUGGUUAUCGCCAACAUCGACCAGGCCGAGUUUGCAGGGUUCUCUUUCAUCAACCCACAGUUUGUACACCCGUCGCUCAUAAACAGCAUAUGAGAAGGAUGGGGAAGCGUCCCUGAAGAACCUCCCUGUUCACUGCCACCCACGCAAAGCAACCGUCAACCUAACAUCUGACCACAACUUGAUCAAGGCCCACUGUAAACCUUUAUGUAUUGGAUUUAUUCGCAAGCAGCAUUGUAGGGCAUGCAUAAUUGUUCUGUACAAUAUAUUUGCCAGUAUACAUUAUAUAGAUUAGAUCCUCAGCCAUCAAAAGAAAUGAUUUCCUUUAGUUUUAUGAUGAGCAUGUACUGUAGACAAGGAUGCCCUUCCUUAUCGCGGCAAUUAGUAUUGAAGGUUUUCCAUAAUUGGAGGCACUGAGACAGAAGGGUGUCAGGCUUUAGUUAUCUAUGCCACUAUAUAAUGACAUUUAGAGAAUAAUGGCUGUAUAUAAUAUAAGCAAGAGAAUAUUAAAGACGUAUGGUCCUGGAAAAGGUUUUAAUGCUUACAAAUCUGAAUAGAUAAACAUUAUGGUCUACAUAUCUAGUUGGUGGGUCACAGUUUGUUUCCAGUAUACCGUAGAUAUAAUGUGAUGACCUCAGAACCACUCACAUUAGGCAGCGUAGACUACAGCCAAAUAUGAAGGACAGGCAGUGCAGGCGCUGAAACAGCACCUUGUGAUUCAAUCUUUCCUGUAUCAUGUUUACAGUUUGUUUCCCCUGUUGAUGGUGAAGGUAUACAAUUCUCUUUAAGUCAAAUAUGAUUCUAGCCAGUCUCAACUUCCAGUGUGCGUAGCAAAUCAACUCAAGAUUGAACAGUUGUGUAAUUAUAGAAAAUAUGCAGCCUGUAAAAAUGCAAAUAUGUGAGACACAUAGGUAUGAAAGUGCAUCAGGUUUGAUUCCAAUCUAUCAAAACUUAGCUUGUUAGCUUAACAGUUAUUACCCUGUUUUACCUGCUCUCAGGGCUGGGCAAUAUGGAGAAAAUCACUUGUCAUGAUAUUUUUGACCAAAUACUUUGAUAACGAUAUUACGACAAUAUUGUAAGGUUGCCUGACACCAGACAGAAUUGUCAGCUGAUUAAACUCUGUUUCCAUUUUCAGUCUGACAUUUAACUGAUUUCUGUGGGGGAGGGAGAUACGAUUUUCCCUCACCAAUCACUCGAGGCAAUAUAUCAGUCUGAGUAUUACAUCAUUUUAAGUCCACACUGAUGUGUAGCCAUGCCAACAUACCUGUUUUGCCAGGGUUUUGAGUAGUAAAGGAAAGAAAACUACAAUAUCAGGUGAUAUUGAGAAGACAGUCAAUUUAGAGUAGCGUUGAUAGCAGUGUCUAUCUUGUCUGUAGCCUUCGUAGUUGUGGAGCACCACUUGACAAUGCUUAACAGUAGAUUGACAGCGAGUUAGCCCCACCUAUGGUACUAAUUGGCUAAUCGAGUCCUCCCACUGCACACAUUGAUUGUCUUUUAUAUUAACCGAGAAACUGAUGUCUCAUGUCACGAUACCAGACGAAUCAGUCAAUUUAAACUCGGUAAAGUGGGCUGCUUCAAAGAUGUGGACCUGGACAGAUUUCCCAAAAUAUUUACACAAUGAGAUUUUUGAUGAAUAUCAAAAGUAAUGUGGGUAUAAUGGCUAAGUGAAUAAAAGCAAACAGCUAGAAUGGUCUGGUCAGUUCAGAAGAUGGCAUCACUUUACUGUAAUGCAGCCUUUAAAACAAGGAAAAGACAACACUUACGAUACGGUAUCCAAAAUCUGAUGAUAUCUAGUCUCAUAUCAAAACAUUGAUAUAAUAUCAAUAUAUUGCCCAGCCCUAACAGUUACAAUUCACACACCAAUUUUCUGGCCCUUACUGAAGCUGCAGAUUGUAUACUUCUCUUGUCAAUAAUUUUGUGGACACUAUGUGGACACACAGUUAUCAGUUUAGUAUGUGGGCAGUGGUAGGACAUUCUUAUAUCUUCCUUCAGUUCAAAAAAAAAAAAAAAAAAAAAAAUCAACCCUAAAACAUUUACAGUUUGUCAUGUUUUAACAUUAGUCAGUGUGAACCACUGUCUCUGUCCCAUGAUACACCCAGAACUACAAAUCCUCCCAUUAGUCAUAAAUGUCUCAACAAAAACACACGUAUACAUUUUGCCAGUGCUUUGUUGUCCUAAAAACUAACACAUCCCUCAUUAGGAGUCUGUCAACACAAUAAUUCUGAGUUAAAUCACUUAUUUUUGCACCCCUUUUAAUUUCUUUAAUGUCUUUAAAAAUAGAUUAGUUUUUAAUCUCCUCUUCUUUUGUGAUCUCAUACAUAUUUUUCCAUUAGAUCAGAUUGAUAUUUUAAUGCAUCUACUAUCAGUGCAUAACUCCUUUGUAAAUAAUCAUGAGUUAUUUAAAAAGAGUAUAGCAAGUUACAGUUUUUAUACCAACACCUGAAUGUGCUUUUAUUACAUUAAUUAUAUAAAACCAAUAUUUGUAUGUGUAAAAAAGAAAAAAAAAAUAAACAAUGAAGAAAGUAACCCAGUGCAGAUCAACUUUGUAACAGCUGGAUGUCUUUAAGAGUCCAGAGUGAGCAAGUUGUGAAAUAUAUCUCUUCUACUUGUUUUGGCAGAUUUAUCAAAGCUUUUAUUUUCUUUAUUCAUAAACAAUGACUGCAAAUUGUGUGUUGAUUGGAUGCGUGUCUGGCUGUUGACUGUCCCGCUGUAUCUGCAUGCUGUUGGUAGGCAUCAUUCAUGCACGUGAUCCGCUAAAGGCUGCAUGCUAGUAAUUAUAAACGAGUUACAGUACGACCUCAGAGUGAUACUCCACUCAAAAUCUAACUUUAGUGGUAAAAGUCACCCCUUGUGGUCUUGGAAGUUUGUACGGGUUUUUUCCUUUUUGAAGAAUAAUGCCCAUGGUUAGCUUAGAUUCAUGGUUGACUUUAAAUGGAUUAAAAUAAUGACAGAUUUUUACUGAAAGUUUUCCACAAAAAAAAAAAAAAGUGUCAAAACAUUAAAGUUUGAUUUCAAACGUUUUUUUUUUUAUAUGAAAAUAUUCAUCUCAGUCUUCACCUAGACAAACAAACCCACCUUCAGCUUGCAGGCCUGGACAAACCUAUAUGGGAGGUUAAUGACACCAAAAACACAGAUUUAAGGUGGACUAUAACUGUAACCAUAGCGCUAGACCGGCUAAAUUUAACAUGGCUAGUACACACCACAGUCCGGUACCUUAAAGGAUAACGUUGGCAUUUUUCAACCUGGAACCUAUUUUUCCAUGUUUUUGUUUCUAAGUGGCUGAUGCAAACAAGGACUUUUGAAUUUGGUCCUGCAUUAAGAGAGUACCAUGUCCACAGUAUAACCAGAUGGGACAAUUAUUCAACAUCACUGUACGUCCAGUGAAGUGUUUAUUUUUGCCACAGACAGGCUCAGAUUGUUAUUGUAAAUGUCUGAAGUGUCUCUUUACCUUUGUCUUGAUCUGGUCUGUUUGUUAUUGUGUCUUAAGUCUAGCUCAAGGAGCAGUCUCGCUCUGAAAUCUUACAAGACGUGAGUUGUUGCAGGAAGACAAUGGUGGAAAUGCGAAUGAGAGGGAAUAGUGCGUUGUGUUGGAGUACAGAAAAGGUAGCUCAGUGUUUUAUUCAAAAGAUUUUCAAUGUUGCGUUUCUAAUGUUUUCUUCCUGCAACAAGUCACAUCUCAUGAGAUUUCAGAACAAUACUUUUCCUUGAGUAAGACUUAAACACAUUCACCAACAGACCAGAUCAAGCCAAAGGCUAAGAGACACUUCAGACACUUACAAUGACAAUCUGAGUCUGUCUGUGGCAAAAAUAACCUCUUUUAAAGGAUGUACAAUAAUGGUGCACAAUUGCCCCAUCUGGUAACAUUGUGUGCAUUGCGCGGCUGCUGACUGCAGCCCUCUUUAUCAAUACUGGACCAAUUUAAAAAAUUAAUAUUCACAUCAAUCACUUCAGCACAAAACAUUGGAAAACAGGUCCCAGGUUGAAAAAUGCUGAUGUCACCCUUUAAGAGUGCUGAUCUUAGACCAGCUAGACUCUUUGAGAGGUGAUUGCAGGAUUUUGUAACUAUGCUGCACACCAAUCACAAGCAAAGUUUCAAUGACACAGUCCUGCUACAGUAAUGAAACACCUUAGUCCUAAUGCUCAGGCAGAUUUGUAAACUAUUUGUGAAAGUAAGAGCAAGGAACAAGUGAUUUUUGCCAAAAGAAUGCAGAUCACAGGGGCUAAAGAACAUAGAGUAGAGGUUUAGUUUAUUAAUCUAAAUAGAUACUAAAACAAUUUUUAAAAGACUUUCCUGAGACAAUGUCCCUGGUUCUAGAUCAGUGCUCUUUCCUGUAGAAGCUUGAUAUAUAUAUAUAUAUACAUAUGGCCCCUGGUUCCUUUGGCUUUACCCUUUUAGGGCGAUGUGGAACACUGAAUCCAGAUCUGUGGUCAGUUGUGACUGAGACGCACUGCUAGUUGCUAGACCAGUGGGACCACUCGCUCUUUAGUGUCUCAUGAAUGGGGUUUAUGUUGUAAUCUUAAUGUUGUGUUUUUGUCACUUUGUAAAACUUUUGUUUCUUAUGCUUUUGCUGUUGUAAGUUGCUGUCAGUGUUGUCAGUUCUGUUUCUCUAGCUUCUGCUCAGAAAUUCAGGAAUGUUUCAAAAGAUAUAUCACAUUAGAAAACACAUAUCUGAUUGAUAUAGGAACUGUUGAAGCGUUUGUACGGUUUUCUCCAUGUUUUUCUAAGAAGUGUGCUCUCUCCUGCCGUGUUUCCUAUAGUAUAUAACCUUUUGCAUGUGCCAAACCUGGAAAAUGCCAGAACCCGACAAUAGCAGCGUUGCACUAGCUGUAGUCACAUGGAUGACUUCUUAUUUGUGGCAGCUUCUCCCAGCGUGGGUCGAGACCCGCCUGAAGCCACACCUGCUGUACACUCUGUUGGCCACAAACCAUAUAGCAUGCUGCCAUGAGUAUACCAGUGCACAUUGUGUCAGUACGCUUUACGAUGCCAGUCAGUUUGAUAAACGACUCAUCAUAUACGGCACUAGAUUUUCCUGCCUGUGUAGCCUUGGGCAGAGUUGUGUCCAGGAAAAAAAUAACAUUUCAACUUGUGGAGCAUUUUGAUUUAACACCUACAGUGAAUUCCACAGAAGUGAGAGAAAAUAUUCCUUGUACAUACUUAGAGUUUACUCAGCAACACUCUUGCCCUCGUCCGAGCCUCACUUGCACCUCUGUAUGUGCUGACUUAAUAGAUCCAUCCCUUUAAUAGAAUCUCUGAUUACUUGCUUCCCAAACUUCUUUCUUCUUAAUAAUGUUUUCAAAACGUCACAGUCAGUGUGGGCAUGAAAAAAAGAUUACUUACUCUCCCCUUGUGUGCCUUUCCCAACUUGAACAGAUAUACUGUACAUCGUGUUCUUAAUCUCCAUAAUCCAGCUCUGAUCUAAACUUUCUACUCCGUGUUUACUUCAUACCUUUUCACCACUUCCUGUAUCUUUAAAUCCAUUGUCAAAGUCAAUUCAUUCUGUUUAUACUUCAUUUUUUAGUGUUUCAGCACAUCUUACAAAUGAAUGAAUGUGAAUAAAUGUUACAAUAAAAACGUUCUGCACGCUUUGUUCACACAAAUGCUCCAUCAUCUGGUCAGUACAUCACAAACUAAGAACUUUUUUUUGUCUGACGCCAGUAACCUUUACAGUCACAACUUGACUUAUCCUCCCGUGUCUGCUUGCUUCACCUUUACCUCCCUGUGCCUAUUAAUGACUGAAUGAUGUAGUGAGUUAAUUAAUAUCUGUAUCGACAAUAUCAAUUGAUGAUCUUUGGGGAGUGAAGGAACAAUGGACGGGUGAUUGAUGGGGUUUAUAGUUAAAUGAACGAAAAGAUAGAUGAUGAUGAUGGCUUGUUUGAAGGACGACCCCUGUGCCUCGUCACAUCGAACCGCCCCUCCCUCGUCGUCUCUUGUACGCCCCUCUUUCACUCCGCCUGUUCCUCCUUCCUCAGUGCCUGGGCCAAGUCAAUCCAUCAUCUUAUCGACAGCACGCUCGUCCUUUUCACCCUUUAAAUCCCGUCAGGUCAGGAAAGCGGUUGAUUUUUCUCGUGCGAUUUACACAGUUGGCAUCAAUUCCACCUUUUCCUUUUCUCUACUGAGUCCCCCCAGUGCCCCAUGGGAAAAGAGUUUUACUUUGUUUACAUUCUGUUUGAUGUCCUUACCUUUUUGUUUUUAACUGAUCAGGAUGUCCAGAAGAUGAUGAAGUAACUGUCUGACUAUGUUUUAUCUUAAAUGGAAGGUUUUAAGAAAGAGGGUUUUUUUUGAUUGGCAUUUCGUACAGUACUCCUUUCAGGUUUGCUUUAGAUAAAUCUUGUGUAACGUCUAUCCUUCGUAGUCAGUCAUCACUCUCCGCUGUGUUCUGUCCACUGUGUAAUGAGAGAGUUGAGGUGAACUGCCAUCUUUUUGGCCGUACCAGAGCACAGGAUCAACAAUGUGCAGGAAUGCCUUAUCCCGUAACCCAUACAGUAACAUGGUCUCUAACUCGCCUCUCUUUGUUCAUUUAUUCUCUCAGCACCCCUGUCUUUGUACAUAAAUGACUUACAGUAGAUAUCUACAUAGACUGUAAAAGAAAGAAUAUAUUGUAUUUUGCAAAAUGGUGUAUGUUUGUUUUCUUCCCCUGUCAGCCUGAAACCUUUAAAAUGAGUCUGAGCUACUUACCUUGUAACUGAUUGUGUCAUUUGUACCUAAUGUAUGAUAAUGCAAAUAAAAAAAAGGAAAAUGAGAUCCAA
Epinephelus fuscoguttatus (brown-marbled grouper) is the source of this 8921-nucleotide messenger RNA. It is a transcript of the gene prkcaa, whose product is annotated as protein kinase C, alpha, a. The transcript has 19 exons. The record is from RefSeq and is a predicted model, not a curated record. NCBI's taxonomy places the organism in Eukaryota, Metazoa, Chordata, Actinopteri, Perciformes, Serranidae. Gene Ontology annotation, molecular function: diacylglycerol-dependent serine/threonine kinase activity; zinc ion binding; ATP binding. The coding region runs from base 207 to 2270 and encodes 687 amino acids. Gene Ontology annotation, biological process: protein phosphorylation.